Molecule: messenger RNA, 940 nt
Organism: Euleptes europaea (tarantolino)
Lineage: Eukaryota; Metazoa; Chordata; Lepidosauria; Squamata; Sphaerodactylidae
Gene: YIF1A
Product: Yip1 interacting factor homolog A, membrane trafficking protein
Exons: 8
Coding region: 28-921 (297 amino acids)
Biological process (GO): endoplasmic reticulum to Golgi vesicle-mediated transport
Cellular component (GO): endoplasmic reticulum membrane; COPII-coated ER to Golgi transport vesicle; endoplasmic reticulum-Golgi intermediate compartment
Source: RefSeq, a predicted model, not a curated record
UUGAUCCGCAAGCCGUCGCGGGACCCCAUGGCGUAUCCCCCCGGCUAUGGGGGGCCAGGCUCCAAGCACAGGGCCAGAGGCCCCAUCGUCCCGCAGAACGCCAAUGCCCCCCAGCUCUUCGACGACACCAGCUCGGCUUAUGGACCCCAGCAAGGGGGUUACCCCACGCCAGGGAUCGAUAUGGGCUUCAACCAGAUUUUUGCCGAUCCUGUGGCCAACGUCGCCAUGGCCUACGGCUCCAGCAUCGCAUCUCAGGGCAAAGAGAUUGUGCACAAGGAGAUUGACCGGUUCAUGUCGCUCAACAAGUUGAAGUAUUUCUUUGCGGUGGAUACAACCUACGUCAUGAAGAAACUGGCGCUGCUGGUGUUUCCUUACGUACAUCAGAACUGGGAAGUCCGCUACCACCGGGACGUGCCCCUCCCACCCCGACAGGACGUGAACGCCCCUGAUCUUUACAUCCCAAGCAUGGCCUUUAUUACCUAUAUUCUGCUGGCUGGAAUGGCUCUUGGCCUGCAAAAAAGGUUCUCCCCAGAGGUCCUGGGCAUCUGCGCCAGCACGGCCUUCGUGUGGGUGGUGAUCGAAGUCCUGGCCCUCCUGCUGGGCUUGUACCUCGUCACGGUUCAGAGCGACCUUGGCACGUUCGACUUGCUCGCUUACUGCGGCUACAAAUAUGUCGGGAUGAUCCUUGCCGUGGUUGGCGGCCUAAUGUUCGGAAGCAACGGCUAUUACAUCGCCUUGGGGUGGGCCUCGUGUGCUCUUAUGUAUUUCAUGGUCCGCUCCUUACGGAUGAAGAUCCUCCCGUCGGUGGUGCAGGAGGGGCUCAGCCGGCCGAGCGGGAGGGCUCAGAUGUACAUCACGCUGGCGGCCGCGGCCUUCCAACCACUCAUGCUCUACUGGCUGACGGUGCAGUUGGUGCAUUGAGCGGGGCAGGGGAGAGGCG